AACUGAAUAAUCUCAUAAUUCUCUGAUUCAUUGUUUUGUUCUCUAAAAAAAAAAAGCUUAAAGGCAAUAAUAUGAUAAUGGCGUGACACCUUUCUUCUUCUUCUUCUCACUUUCAAUUUCUUGCAAUUCACUCCAACUUCUUCUUCUCUCUUUCUCGAUUUCGUCAUCUUCUUCUUCGUAUCUAGAUUCUAGAUUUCGUUUCUCACGUUUCCUGCACUCUCCCCCAAAACAAAAAAAAACCAAUGGGAACUUGCUUCUCCAGCUCCACUAAAUCCACGGCUGAGAUCUCACCGUUCGACCUCGUCGUCAAACCUCCUCCUUCUUCCGACGGCGCCGCCGUCGUUUCAGCCCCGAGAAUCCCCAUCGCCACGAAAACUGAAACGGCGGCGACGGUGAGCUUCGCCGCUACAGUGAGACUGUUCGGACCUCCAAACAGUCUGGUGACGUCGUAUCUCCGAUUCGCUCUCCUUCACAAGAAAGUACCGCUCCGUUUCGUCCCUUCAGAAGACCAAAAGCCGACGAUUCAAGUCGGAUCCGAGACGGUGUCGGGAUCUCAGGAGGUUCUUCUCCGUUACAUCGAGGAUAAGUUCCCGGAGCCGCGUCUGAUGAUUUGGAAGUUCAAUCUCGAAGGUUUCGACGAAGACACUCCGUUGAUAGUGAGAGUGAUUUGGCUACAGCACAGGAGCAUGCUUUGGCAUAUGGAGAGGAUGUUGAGAUGGUCGGAGGAUCUGGCGGCGCGUGGUGGUAAAAGAGCUGUGGAUCCGUCGGUUGGUACUCCGAAGAUGGAGAUUAGGAAAUUCGCAAAGAGCUAUACUCAUUUACAAGAGCUUAUGGUUGAACACGCUCAGAUGGAAGAGAGAAUCUUGUUCCCUGUUCUCGAAUCUGUUGAUCGAGGGAUGUGUAAAAGUGCGAAUGAGGAACAUGGGAGAGAGUUACCGAAGAUGAAUGGGAUCAAAGAAGAUAUCAAAUCAAUUGGAGUUUUGGAUUCUGGGAUUUGUUCAGAAGCUCUUAUUAGUCUUGCUUCUCGUUUCAAGUCAUUGCAGAUGAUGUGUAAAGCACAUUUUGAAGAGGAAGAGAAAGAUUUGUUGCCAAUGGUGGAAGCUGCAGAAAUGGGGAAAGAGAAGCAUAAGAAACUGAUGAAUCAAGGAUUGGAAGUUAUGAGAGGAACUCAUUCUGAUUCCUUUGAUUUCCUACUAGAAGGUCUUACUCCUCAAGAAGCUAUGCAGUAUCUUGACUUGCUCAUGAAAUUUGGUGAUCCAAGUCUCAUCUCGUGUUUUCUUUGCUCUGACAUUCUUGACUGAUUUAUCUUUCUAGGCUCACUUUGUGAAAAAAAAAAAACAAAAACUGUUGUUGUGAAUUUGUUGUGUAUAUAGAGAGUCAGAUUGUCGAUCAGGUGUUGCUAUGUUUUUCUCCUACUUUUAGAUUUAAUUUAAAAACAAAACGAAAACGGUUGUGUUAUGUAACUCAUAAGAGGGCAAGAGAUAUUUUUAUGAUGGUUAAACAAGUUUAAUUCGUUUGUCA
Messenger RNA from Camelina sativa (false flax), 1521 nucleotides. RefSeq lists its product as uncharacterized. The record is from RefSeq and is a predicted model, not a curated record. NCBI's taxonomy places the organism in Eukaryota, Viridiplantae, Streptophyta, Magnoliopsida, Brassicales, Brassicaceae.